Messenger RNA from Alternaria burnsii, 1875 nucleotides. RefSeq lists its product as uncharacterized. The transcript is spliced from 2 exons. The record is from RefSeq and is a predicted model, not a curated record. The coding region runs from base 1 to 1875 and encodes 624 amino acids. NCBI's taxonomy places the organism in Eukaryota, Fungi, Ascomycota, Dothideomycetes, Pleosporales, Pleosporaceae.
AUGACUGACAUCGCAUCCUCAUCCACAACGCUAGAAGAAGCGCGCCCGGAGUGCCCGUAUUUAUACCAGUAUGAUUCCCUGGAAGACAAACCAUCACGCACGAUACGAUUACUCACAGUCGGCUACGAUGGCGAUAAUGAAGCUCAAGAGCCUUCGAAGCCUUGUGAUAAAUAUCGCGACAGCGAUACAUGCAAACAUGCUUGCGGUGACACGCUUAACCCCAAGAAGCUAAAGGUCAGCCUGCACGAAGCAUGUUUGGAUGACAAUCCCGAAUAUGAAGCGGUCUCUUAUGCCUGGGGUAGCGCAGAACUGGUGCGGAAAGUAGCUUGUGACUCUAAGUGGCUAUGGGUCACCCAAAGCUGUUAUGAUCUGCUUGUCAGAUUGAAACGCUACAGUCGCGGCACGAGAGCAGCUAGAUGUUAUUGGAUCGAUGCCAUUUGCAUCAAUCAAGGCUUCCAGGAACAGGAUACCCCGGAACAGAGAAGCCGACGAGAGCGUAGCCACCAAGUCGCCAUGAUGGCUACUAUCUACGAAAAAGCUGUUCAAGUGACUGUCUGGCCUGGGCAUGUUGAAGAUGGCGUCAGGCUAGGAAUAUUGUUGGACUCCGGUUUACGAAUAGACGUCGAAGAAUGUAUACCUUUCUUGCGUCCGUUGAUCCAGCAGCCAUAUUUCACUCGAAUAUGGCCUCUGCAGGAGAUCGCGCUUGCUCAACGUUGUAUCAUACUCAUAGGCCAACAUACUAUCGUAGACAUCCGAUCAGUCUUUCUGAUGCCGCAUUCCCAUUGGUGGGUCCGCCAUAAUCAUCCAGACAAUGUGGAGCUUACCUCCAUCCGGUUAGAAUAUAGACGCGUCACUACCCUCCAUCGACGGCUACUAGAGUUGUUCCAAUCAAGUCUCAACAACUCAAACGCUGGUCCCGGACCGAGCAUACCACCUUCAAUUUCCGAAGUUCUACUCCAUGCUCGAAGUCACCAGGCAUCUGAACCCCGAGACAAGGUCUUCGCUCUGUACGGUAUACUGCAGCGCUUAGAAGUCUAUUUAGAACCUCCAAAUUACCUGAGAUCUGUUGAGGAUAUAUACUUAGAAGUGAGUACAGCAGCGAUUUGCAUGGAUCGUAGCUUUCGUGUAUUCGAGGGUCUCACAGGAUGUUUCACGUAUGACUUACCCAGUUGGAGCCCGGAUUGGUCAGACCAUGAUCAUAUCACCAAAGUGGCAGAGUGGAACGACUAUAAAGCCAGCGGUUCAAGCGAAGCUCAAUUCUCUGUACAUGGACGUCAGCUCCUUGCCCACGGUCUACGUAUCGAUGUAGUAUGUCAGGAGCACGUUACUUUGGCCACUACUUCUUUCCUGAUCGAAGCGGAUACCCUAGCCAAAAGUCUUGCCGAGCCCCUACGUAAUCUCAGCAACGUAAUGAAAGGACAGUACCUGGAUCUGCUUGGGAAGUUGUUUCUCGAUAUCUGGGGAGAUCUACAGACCAGAUACACGAGAGACUACGCCCAUCGGACCUGGGUUCAGAAUGAUGCGGAAAAGACAACCGACAAAAACGCAGUAUGCAGACUAAUAGGAUAUCGAAGCCAAACAGAUACUGCAAAAGGGGUUAUCAAGCACUGCACUAUCUUGCAUGCAGGUGCGUGUCGCAAACUUGAUCGCAAGAAGCUUUUUCAAACACGAGACGGCCGUCUAGGCAUCGCUUCAGAAGCUGUUAAGAGUGGCGACUCAAUCGUCCUCCUUCAAGGGUGCAACCUGCCUAUGGUUGUCCGUCCAGAGGGUACAAAGUGGAAGCUGAUUGCUCCCGCAUAUCUUCCCGCAGAUGGGAUCAUGGAUGGGAAAUUGUGGAGGUCAGACGGUCCUUUGGGGUGUUUCUCAUUCGUAUAG